This is a messenger RNA of Miniopterus natalensis, 2658 nucleotides long. The record is from RefSeq and is a predicted model, not a curated record. Lineage: Eukaryota; Metazoa; Chordata; Mammalia; Chiroptera; Miniopteridae.
ACCGCACCUGGUAGUCACCACUAGAUAAAACUUUCUGCUCCUGGCGACUGUCACCAGUGACUGUGACCUGAGGAGGAGCAGGAGCAGGAGCGGCAGGGAGCCAUGCCCAGGUACACGGUGCAUGUGCGUGGAGAAUGGCUGGCUGUCCCCUGCAGGGACGCACAGCUCACCGUGGGCUGGCUGGGCCGCGAGGCUGUGCGCAGGUACAUGAAGAACAAGCCAGACAACGGUGGCUUUGCCUCCGUGGACGACGUGCACUUUCUAGUGCGCCGCUGCAAGGGCCUGGGCCUGCUGGACCAUGAGGACUCGCUCGAGGUGGCCCUGGAGGACAACGAGUUCGUGGAAGUGGUCAUAGAGGGGGAUGCCAUGUCUCCUGACUUCAUUCCAUCGCAACCAGAAGGAGUCUACCUGUACAGCAAAUACCGGGAGCCGGAAAAGUACAUCGCCUUAGAUGGGGACAGCCUGACCACCGAGGACCUGGUGAACUUGGGCAAGGGACGCUACAAAAUAAAGCUCACCCCGACGGCGGAGAAGAAGGUGGAAAAGUCCAGGGAAGUCAUAGAUAGCAUCAUAAAAGAAAAGACUGUUGUUUAUGGCAUUACCACGGGUUUCGGGAAAUUUGCCAGAACUGUCAUUCCUAUCAAUAAGCUAGAGGAGCUCCAGGUCAACCUUGUACGUUCGCACUCUUCAGGUGUUGGGAAACCACUAAUCCCUGAGAGAUGUCGGAUGCUGCUGGCUUUAAGGAUCAAUGUCUUAGCCAAAGGAUACAGUGGCAUUUCCCUGGAGACUCUCAAACAAGUUAUUGAAGUAUUUAAUGCCUCCUGCCUGCCCUACGUUCCAGAGAAAGGAACCGUUGGUGCCAGUGGAGACCUUGCUCCACUCUCUCAUCUUGCUCUUGGGCUCAUUGGAGAAGGAAAGAUGUGGUCUCCAAAGAGUGGCUGGGCUGACGCUAAAUACGUCCUGGAAGCGCACGGAUUGAAACCAAUUGUUUUGAAACCAAAAGAGGGUCUGGCACUCAUCAAUGGGACACAGAUGAUCACCUCCCUGGGCUGCGAAGCUGUGGAGAGGGCCAGUGCUAUAGCGCGGCAGGCUGACAUCGUGGCGGCCUUGACCCUGGAGGUGCUGAAGGGCACCACCAGAGCCUUCGAUACCGACAUUCAUGCUGUCCGCCCUCAUCCCGGGCAAAUUGAAGUUGCUUUUCGGUUUCGGUCACUCUUGGACUCGGAUCACCACCCAUCAGAAAUAGCAGAGAGUCACAGGUUCUGUGACCGUGUGCAGGAUGCGUACACCUUGCGCUGCUGUCCACAGGUCCACGGUGUGGUGAAUGACACCAUAGCGUUUGUGAAGAAAUUGAUUACCACAGAACUGAACAGUGCAACAGAUAAUCCUAUGGUCUUUGCCAACCGGGGAGAGACUAUUUCUGGAGGAAAUUUCCAUGGUGAAUACCCAGCGAAAGCCCUGGACUAUUUGGCCAUCGGUGUCCACGAACUUGCUGCGAUUAGCGAAAGAAGGAUCGAAAGGCUCUGUAACCCCUCCCUCAGCGAGCUGCCUGCCUUCCUGGUGGCCGAAGGUGGCCUGAACUCUGGAUUCAUGAUAGCCCACUGCACGGCCGCCGCCCUGGUUUCUGAGAGCAAGGCUCUGUGCCACCCGUCGUCCGUGGACUCCCUCUCCACCAGCGCCGCCACGGAGGACCAUGUGUCCAUGGGAGGAUGGGCAGCGAGGAAGGCCCUCAGGGUCAUCGAGCACGUGGAGCAAGUGCUGGCCAUCGAGCUUCUGGCAGCCUGCCAGGGCAUCGAGUUCCUGCGCCCCCUGAGGACGACCACUCCCCUGGAGAAGGUCUAUGACCUGGUGCGCUCUGUUGUCAGGUUUGGGAAGUAGCUUCACCAUACAUCGAAAAAUACAAAAUGGAGCAUAUUCCUGAGUCAAGACCUGUUUCUCCAACAGCCUUUUCCCUGGACUCUCUACGCAGGAAAUCCAGCAGUAUCCCAGAGUCUGGGGACCUUUAGAGGGCUUUGUCGUGGAAUUGUAGAUCAGACGGUACUUAGUUUAACAGCAAGAGGCAUUAUGCUGAAGGGGAGGCCUGAGAACUUUGUGUAGGUAGAUCAAUUCAUUAUAUAAUUCAGUUCUUCUAAAACCCACUUUGGAUAGACUGGUGGCAGCAAUACAGUUGCUAAACCUCGCACGGUGCUCCUGGUGGCCUGGUCUGAGGCCCAGCAAGUGUUUUUUCGGUUAUUAAGAGCUUUUCUUCUUUAAUGCCUUCCAAAGGCCACUCACCCUUAAGGGUGAGAAGAGCAACCACACUGCAGGGUCUUUUACUCUUAACAUCAGAGCAACUCACAUCUUGAAACAGAUUGAUGGCAUUCUUUUCCAAAAACAUUAGACUUUGGUUAAUCGCUCCCUCCCCAUUUUUUUUGUUUUUUUGUUUUUUGCUUUGACAAGCUCUCUACUAGUUAACUCUGGCUGAUUGUAGUAUGUACGCUAUGACCGAUGCUCCUUACUGUGCCUUCAGAAACAACCCUUUUAAAAUCACAAUUUGUCUUCAAGCUGUUCUUCCUACUACUAAUCGAAUCAUAGUGAAGAGUAGUCAGUAGGUCAACAAGAGGCUUAUGUAAAGGAAUGAAGGAACGAAUAUAAAGAUUGUUAUUGGAGUGGCUCUUA